Molecule: messenger RNA, 428 nt
Organism: Jatropha curcas
Lineage: Eukaryota; Viridiplantae; Streptophyta; Magnoliopsida; Malpighiales; Euphorbiaceae
Source: RefSeq, a predicted model, not a curated record
UCGCGGCCCAUUUAUAAAACCCAUAAGAAUUGAAAUCAGAAAAGAAAAGGUCCUCUCUACUUUCAGUUUCAUCGCUAAUGGGAUUAGCGGAAGAAAAAGAAGAUUCCGCAGUCAAUUCUCCACUGCCACCACCUUUUCUGGAGGUCAAAUGUAAAAGCUUGAAUAAAACUAGUCGCUUUGCGGCGGGUACCAAGUCGGGUUUUGCUGUGUCUCUGAUUAACAGGAAGAUAGAAAUUGGGUCUCCUCUUGUUUCUCAUAUUGAAGCAUUUAACGAUGGAGAGGAACCCAUAAGUUUUGGGCCUGAUGCGGCUCUUGUAGAUUAUGGCAAUGGGUGGAAAUUGCAGACUGUUACUGAGUUGGAUUUUGAUGGUGUUAAAAGAGCAGAACAUGUCCCAAUGAAUCCAACGCAGAUCCAUAUCCAUAAUGUG